GGAAUCACCUCGUGAUUGGCUGAAUCACGCAUCCGUUUGAAAUACACAAAGCUGAACCAGGAACUACAGAGAGGAUUCUUCCCGUCUUUAAAUUGGUGAAUGAAGGAUGGGGAAAAAGGAUGCAAGUUCUGUCAAGCAGCCGGUCGACCAGUACCGUAAACAGAUCGGAAAACAGGAUUACAAGAAAAACAAGCCGGCGCUGCGAGCCACUCGGCUGAAGGCAGAGGCGAAGAAGAGUGCUCCGGGAAUCAGGGACAUCAUAUUGGUCAUUGUGGCUGUUCUGGUCUUCCUGUUAGGCAUCUAUGCAUUCUUCUACCUCAACCUGAGCACUGAGCUGGAUCUGGAUCUGGACAUGGACUGAAGAACUUUUCUCAGAUAUGACAUCUCAGGCUGGACACAUGAGCCAUUCAUGAAGUGCCAUAGUAUUACUCAUUUCCUUUCAAUGUCCUCUUCUAUGCCUUUUAAACCAGCAUACACUGCGUGAAAGGAACGAAGUUGAGUCUUAAAGUGUGCAGAAGCAUCACAGACCCCCCCCCCAGUUUUUAUCCUUGAUAAUUUUUUUGGCUUAUUAAUAAAGCUCCACAUGCCCCACAGCUUUGAGAUUAGAAGAACCAACUUGUUUCUUUUGGAUCUUUCAGUUGUAAAGGAAUAGUUCAUCCAGAUAUCAAAUUUCUGUAAUCUUUAACUCCUCUCUCAUGUCUUUCAAAAAUGCAUUCGGUUUUCUUCAUGAAACACAAAAGGAGUUAUUUAUAGUAGAAUUUCCAAGCUGUUGUUCUUAUACAAUCAAAUGCAAGGUUUUCACUGAAUAACAACUUAAAUCUCUGUGAAUUUUACACAAAGCUAUGGCUUCAGGAGACUUGGAAUAUACUUUUAUGAUACUUCACACAUAUAAUUAGAGUGGAUAAGAUUUAAUGCGUAUUUGGCGUGCUGUCUCCAGAGUUCCCCUUAUCUAAGUGUUUAGGACUGGAAGGGAUGCUGCUAAACUAUCAAUGGAGUGAGUGAAGAUUGCUGAAUCUAUAUAUACCUUAUGACUCUUAUCAUUGAUUGCUGAGUUCUCCACUCCACUCGUGUUAAUUAACUGAAUAUGCUACCGAACUUUAAUAAAACAUAGGAGUUUAACAAC
Pimephales promelas (fathead minnow) is the source of this 1123-nucleotide messenger RNA. RefSeq names its product triple QxxK/R motif containing (gene triqk). NCBI's taxonomy places the organism in Eukaryota, Metazoa, Chordata, Actinopteri, Cypriniformes, Leuciscidae. The record is from RefSeq and is a predicted model, not a curated record. Gene Ontology annotation, cellular component: endoplasmic reticulum membrane.